AUGAACAAGACGGACAGAGAUUCUGUAAUCGAGUAUGCCACUCAGCUUAAACAGCUGGUGCAUGAUCCUCACAGCUUCCUAACCGAACUUGUCGUCCAGCAGCAGCAGUAUUACUGCAUUCGCUGGCUCUGUUACUUUGAUGUACUUUCUUUCGUUCCACUCCCUCCCAAGGCCAUUUCUUACGAUCAAGUCGCCAUCCAAGCCAAAGUCCCAUUGUCAACUCUCCAAUCGGUCGCUCGCAUGGCCACGACGGCAGGGUUUCUCUGCGAAACCAAGGACGGAAGACUUUCGCAUAAUGAGCUGUCUUGUCACUUUGCUACCGACGUUCACAUGCGAACACAGCUUUUGUACAUGUUCAAUCAGACUGUCCCUGUCAUGGCUGCGCUGAAAGACGCCACUCAGCGAUGGGGCAGCACGUCUGCGACGAAUGAGACGGCGUAUAACAUUGUCUACAACACGGAUCUCCCUUUCUUCCAGUAUCUCAAGACUCGUAAUGAUUUGAACGAGGGAUUUCAUGCUUACAUGAAGAGUCGGGCCGUGUCUCACACCGGUUCCAAUGUUGAGCAUCUGCUUGGCGCGUUCGAUUGGAACAAUCUUGGACAAGCUACGGUCGUAGAUAUUGGCGGUAGUAGUGGCUCGACAUGUGUCAUGCUAGCCACAGCAUUUCCCAGUCUCAAUCUCGUGAUUGAAGACCUCCCAGAGCCCAUCCAGAACGCUCGCACUCGCAUGUCAGACCUACCGGAGGACAUCAAGAGCCGCAUCGACAUCAUGGAAUAUGACUUUUUCACCCCUCAGCCCAUCAGGCAAGCUGACGUAUACCUCCUUCGCACCAUCCUCCACGACUGGCCUGAUGCCGAUGCUGUCAAGAUUCUGCAGGGUGUGGUGGAAGCCAUGGGUCCUUCCAGUCGCCUGCUCAUCAUGGAUAUGGUCUUGCCUCAGCCGGGAUCAGGCUCCAAGACGUUUGAGGCGGCGCUCAGGCAGAAGGAUCUCACCAUGAUCCAGACUUUUAACGCGAAGGAGCGAGAGGUGGCGGAGUGGGCUGCUCUUCUUGCACAGACGGAUCCGCGUUUGAAGAUUCGAGCGAUUGAGAGACCUGCUGGAAGUGAGUUGUCAGUUAUUGAGGUUGUCUUGGAGGAAUUGAUUGUAGAUGAGUUGUCGUGGCAUGCGUUCAGUGGGUAG
This is a messenger RNA of Fusarium pseudograminearum CS3096, 1179 nucleotides long. RefSeq lists its product as uncharacterized. Bases 1 to 1179 code for a protein of 392 amino acids. The transcript has 2 exons. NCBI's taxonomy places the organism in Eukaryota, Fungi, Ascomycota, Sordariomycetes, Hypocreales, Nectriaceae. The record is from RefSeq and is a predicted model, not a curated record. Gene Ontology annotation, molecular function: O-methyltransferase activity.